UCUCUCUCUCUCUCUCUCUCUAUCUAUCUAUCUAUCUAUCUAUCAAUCACUCUGUCUCUCUCCCUCUCUCCCCCGGUCGGCUCUUAAUUCUAUUUACCUCCUCUAUCUCACAUCAUCCAUUACGUCUGGUCGCCAAGGCAACUGAGCACAGCUGAUCCCGUCUCCUUUUUUUUUUGAUCCAGCCAAUCGGGACAGGUCAUGGGCGUGGCCAACAUCCUCCCGACACCCAGCAGCUUUAUCAGUCCAAACCCCAGAGAAGUUCAUCCGUUACUGAAGGGGAAAAAACCACAGAGAUAAAGAUACUCUGGAGAUAAAUUGUACAUUGUAAAGAGGAGACAUUGUCGGUUGAAAAAGAAAAAGAAAGAAAGUAAAGAUACAGCCAUUUUUGUGCAGCCUCUUCUUCCUCUUCUUCUUCUUCCUCUUACCGGAGCAGCUCCAGCGCUUUUCUUAUCAAACACAUAAGGAACGAUGGAGGGUUGGGCUGGAUUUCGGGCGCUGCCAUGCUACGUGGCCUGCUCUCAGGUGCUGGGUGUGGUGUGUUUGGUGCUCACGGGUGUGUGGAUGGGACAUUAUCAUGGAGGCUUCGCCUGGGACAGCUCACCGGAGCAGUUUAAUGUCCACCCGCUCUGCAUGGUCAUGGGCCUCGUCUUCCUCUAUGGAGACGGCGUGUUGGUGUACCGUGUGUUCAGAAACGAGAGCAAGCGUUCGGUGAAGAUCCUCCACGCACUGCUACACAUGAUGGCCCUCAUUAUCAGCAUUGUGGGUCUGGUAGCUGUGUUUGAUGUUCACAAUAAUCACGGCUUCCCUAACAUGACCUCUCUGCAUAGCUGGUGUGGCAUGCUGACCUUCAUCCUCUUCCUCAUGCAGUGGCUGCUAGGCUUGGGCUUCUUCCUGUUUCCCUGGGCAUCAUCAGCAUUACGGCGAUGGUAUCUGCCCCUGCAUGUAUUCUUUGGCCUCGUGCUCCUGGCCAUGGCGGUGGCUUCCUCUCUCAUGGGCAUCGCUGAGAAAGCCAUCUUCAGUGGACUGCCACCGUUUGCUCCUGAGGAGGUUCUGGCCAACAUGCUGGGUCUGCUGCUGGUGUGUUUUGGGGUAAUUGUGGGCUACGUGGUAACCAGAGAGGAGUUCAGACGACCGCCGAACCCUGAGGAAGAGGCUCUGUCUGUUCACUUCAACACUCUGAGUGAGGACUCCAGACCCAGCACGCCUUAACACCGCACCGAGACUUCAACACUCCUCCUUCCAUUUAGACUCCAGUCUCCUUAUUCCGGUUUAAACGCUCUCACUUCCUGUGUGUGUGUGUUCAGUAAAAUAGAAAGCAGGGGUCAUCGUCACACACGUACGGAUGAACUCGGCAGUUCGAGAACACUCGGCAGUCUCCAUGUUUUGUAUCAAAAUCAAAAGUCAGGAGAAAGUUUUGAUUGAUUUAUUUAAAAUUGCUAUAGGAUGUAGGAUUUAGGACUUCAUAUUCCUAAAGUAAGUUCCACCUUCAGUAAAAAGUCAUGCCUGUGUCCCAAACUGCAUUUAAAGGACUAUAAAUUAUGACCAAAAUAGCAAAUGACAUCAUAUAAAUACUAACAUACUGUACUGUUUAUUAGGGUGGAAUGUGGUUUGGGACACGUCCAAGGUGUUCAGGGCUCUGAGGAUGAUCAUUAUCUGCUGUUAUCUUCGUCCCCUCAGGAUUACAGCAGUGUUAUGGGCAUUAAAGCUUUAAUUAAAGGUUUUAAUCACCCAAUGGUUUGGAAAGUAUAAAUGCGUUAGCGCAGCUAGCAUGAGACCUAAAACACAGCUGCAAAUAUAAAGACUGGCUUGUAGGAAAAACACAACCCACUCAACCCACUCAACCCACUCAACCCACACACACACACACACACACACACACACACACACACACACACACACACACACACACACACACACACACACAAACACACACUAAAAGCACCUCGUACCAGCAGUAUUGACCGACUGGAAAGACACUACAGAACCUAACAAACUGUAUUAGGUUAAAUAAAAACACCAACAGUUUAAAGGAUAAAAACAGCGAAGUCUUCAUACUGUUAGUUUCCCCACAACUCUACAGUCACCAGUCUACAGAAUUCUCCCAGACAGAUGAGUUAUAAUUACACGUACAUGUCAUCCUGUGUUUACAGGAACAUGUUUUCAUCCAUAAAACUCGUAAUUACCAGCUGGAAACUCGUCAUUUUCCUAACACUCUAAUCCGCCAGUGUGUAACGUCACUACUGUACGUUAGAAACAAACACAUGAGCUGAAAAAAAUGAAAUGAAACGUUAGCGGUUUACAGGUUGGACUUUAGCUAAUCUAGGUUUUUUAUAAUAAAUCAGUUUAGCUUUGUCUUGGACUGUUGUUAGAUGAUAUCCCAUAAUGCACUACGGUAGGAUCGUGCCUGAACGAUGGACACCAGAGGAUGUACGAUACCUAGCUUGAUUAUUUAUGUCACCAUAGAAACAAGUUCGGUGGGCACGGUGGCUUAGUGGUUAGCACGUUCACCUCACACCUCCAGGGUUAGGGGGUCGAUUCCUGCCUCCACCUUGUGUGUGUGGAGUUUGCAUGUUCUCCUCGUGCCUUGGGGGUUUCCUCCGGGUACUCCGGUUUCCUCCCCCGGUCCAAAGACAUGCAUGGUAGGUUGAAAAUUCUCUGGUAGUGUGGGAGUGUGGGAGUGAAUGAGAGUGUGUGUGCCCUGUGAUGGGUUGGCACUCCAUCCAGGGUGUAUCCUGCCUUGAUGCCCGAUGACGCCUGAGAUAGGCACAGGCUCCCCGUGACCCGAGAAGUUCGGAUAAGCGGUAGAAAAUGAGUGAAUGAGUGAGAAACAAGUUAUUUUCUAAUCCUAAUGUAUUACACAGAGCACUGUUUACUAACCACAUGUUCCACAUCCCCCACAAUGCACUGCUUAAAGGUCAAUAUGUUACAUUAGAGGACCAAAUACCCAUAAUGUUCUUCUUAUUAUUAUUAUCAUUAUUGUUAUUAUUGUACUGUAUGAAACCUGGCAGCGGUUCACCCCAUGUGAUGAGAGGAUUUACAUCUUAGUCCAUUUUUAUUAACAAAAUGUUCUGAGUCUUCUGGACAGAAGGAUAAUAGAAAGUGUGUUCGGUUGCUAAUUAAAGGAGCAGUUUGCGUAGUUGUUUUUACAGCCACGUGCACCACAGAGACGAUGCAUCGGAUAUCGUGUUUUUAUGGCGGAAAGGGGGCGGGGAGAUUUGCUUUGUAUGGAUUGGAGGUGUAGCUUAUUUCAGAGGCGGGAAAAGGAGAGUGAAACCUGCUUCCUUAUUUAUAUAUUUAUUUAUUUAUUUAUUUUAAAUGGCAUUAUUUCCACAAGUUUGAGAAGAGUAGGAGGUUUUAACCUGCACGACCGUAAGUGGUAAAUACUCUGAAAUGUUAGAGCGAAUUAUUUUAACAUUUAAUCAUUUCCACUUCAUCGCUCAUUACAAUUUCAAGACAUUAAAUAAUUUCGGAUUUAAUUUCUUUCUAUUAACUCGAGUUAUCAGUACAGACACUUUGGUAAAUAUCAGCUCAUAAUUCUCGCUCAGAUCGUCCGUCAUCCUCAUGUCCAUUUAUUUGAAAUCUCGACAUUCAUAUUCAAGUGUUAGGAGUCAAAAAAAAAAAAAAAAGUCUUUAAUAGUGAAUGAUGUCUUUAUGCUUCACUGAUUUACUUUACAGUCAUUUGUGCUGAUGUAAAGUGACUGAUGUAACCAAAACCCUGCACACACACACACACACACACACACACACACACACACACACACACACACACACACACACACACACACACACACACACACACACACACACACACACAUGCUGCUGUACCGUGUACUUGUUCCGUGUUGGUGGUGUUUCCUGUGGACUAUUUGUUCAUCACAGUGAGGUGUGUGUGUGUGUGUGUGUAUGUGUUGUAGGCACCACAUCAGGACUCAUCACCGUAAAAUCAAACACGUGUGUUCAUCACCCCGAUCUUUAUGUGUGUGAUUAGAGCUGAGCACGAAAAAGUGCAAUAAAUAAAUAAAUAAAUAAAUAACUGAAAAAGAAAAGACAGCAAUCCAAACUCGCUCACUUUAUAAUAAAUCCACGUCGAAGUCCAGCUGUUGAAUUCUGUCUCAAAUCAUGUCUGAUGAAUAUUUUUUAUGACUCCUUCUGCCAGAUGUGUUCAACAAAUGUUUAGUCGAAAUCUGAUGAGUGUAAUCAGUUUGUUUUUUUCACAGCUUUUCAGAAAAUGCUUUUUACCUCCUGACCAAUCAGGGCCUAAGCUGAGGGGGUAAGCGAGAGGAACAAACGUGUAAGAUUAUGUAAGAGUAAGAGCGAUAGUGUAAGAGUCAUGUAAGAGUCGUGAUAGUGAGCGGAUGAGAUUUCUGAUAUAUUUUAAUGGGAAAUAUUUUAAAGUGUGUAUGUUUGGGAUAUUGAGCAUUGUGUUGCAUUUCAGGGGCAUGUGGUAGUUUAGUGUUUAUGGUGUUGGAAUACUGACUGACUGACCUCCUAAACCCCAGGUCCACCAGACUGCCACUGCUGGGCCCCUGAACAAGGCUCUUAACCCUCAAUUGCUCAGUUGUAUAAAUAAAAUGAUAUAAAAAUGUACGUCGCUCUGGAAGGAGUCUGCCAAAUGCUGUAAAUGUGAAUUUCCAUUUUAGAGUAAAGUCACACAAGAUUAUCUUAUUAUUAUUAUUAUUAUUAUUAUUAUUAUUAUUAUUAUUAUUAUUAUUAUUAUUAUUAUCUUAAUUUUCAGCUUCUAAAGCUACAAUGAAGUCAAACAGCUAACUUUAUUUCAUCUGUGUUACUGGGAAUGAAAAAUACAAUCUAGAGCACAAGCUAGGCGAGUUGUUGGAACUAGCUAGGAGAAUACACACACACACACACACACACACACACACACACACACACACACACACACACACACACACACACACACACACA
Molecule: messenger RNA, 4923 nt
Organism: Tachysurus fulvidraco (yellow catfish)
Lineage: Eukaryota; Metazoa; Chordata; Actinopteri; Siluriformes; Bagridae
Gene: cyb561
Product: transmembrane ascorbate-dependent reductase CYB561
Exons: 6
Coding region: 469-1209 (246 amino acids)
Cellular component (GO): lysosomal membrane
Molecular function (GO): oxidoreductase activity
Source: RefSeq, a predicted model, not a curated record